This is a messenger RNA of Effrenium voratum, 3546 nucleotides long. The record is from the annotation of a GenBank genome assembly. Lineage: Eukaryota; Dinophyceae; Suessiales; Symbiodiniaceae.
AUGAAUGCUUCACCUAAGGUGCCAGAUCUGAGAUCUGGCGAGUCGUUGAAAGAGCUGCGUUCCUGCCACUGGCAGUCGGCCUUGGAGCUUUUGCGAGGCACCACCCACGUGGCCGCCUACAAUGUGGUGGUUGGAUCCCUCUCUCGCCAGCGACUCUGGCGGGAAGCCUUGUCGCUUUUGCGACACGUGGUGGAUCAGGAUCUGAGGCCGAAUGUCGCCAGCUAUGCGUCAGCGCUGAGCGGGCUGAGGGCGGCACCUUCAGGGGAGGCGCUUUGUGCAGAGCUGCUGAAGGAGAUGCGGCGCAGGCAACUGCGGCCCAACUUGGUGGUCUACAGCGCAGCGAUCAACGUGGCCGGCGCCAGUGGGGCCUGGCAACAGGCGCUGGCCUACCACUCAGAAGUGGAGACGCGGAAGCUGAAGAAAGACUUGGUCCUACUGAGUUCGACCAUGACGGCCUGUACCAAGGGCUUGUCCUGGGGCAAAGCCUUGGAGCUCUACCACCGUGAGCUGCAUCCCAACACCGCCACCAGCAAUGCUGCGCUCAGUGCCUGUGCAGCUGGCGGCCACUGGCAGGGCGCUCUGCACAUUUUGUCCACCAUGGACCGGGAUGAAAUCUCGUACGUGGCGGCCAUUAGCGCCUGCCGUGCGAGCCGGCAGUGGCAGGUGGCUUUGUGCCUUCUCUCAGGCGCUCGGAGCGUGGUCAGCUUCAGCGCUGCUGUGGCCGUCUUGGAGGCGGAGGGUCGGUGGCGCGAAGCUCUUGCGCUGCUGGAAGUCAUGUGCAGGACUGGACCGGCACCCAACCUGGUGAGCUACAAUGCAGCGAUCAGUGCCUGUGGCAAGGGUCAGCAGUGGCAGCGCGGUUUGCAGCUCCUGGGUGAUUUGCAAACAUUGCAGAUGGAGCCCGGGAUCAUCGCCUGGAACGCAGCCACGAGCGGAUGUGAAAAAGGCCGGCAGUGGGAGGUGGCAGAGCAGCUCCUGAUGGACGCGGAGGCGAGUGAUUUGCCGGUGGACUCCGUGACCUUUAGCGCAGCCGUGUCGGCGUGUGAGAAGGGCUGGCAAUGGUCCCGCAGCCUGCAGCUCUUGUGGUCCAUGCGUUCCCGCCGGCUCUUGGAGGCAGUGGCGUGCAAUGCUGCUCUCAGCGCCUGCGGUCAAUGCAACGAGGUAGCGAAUGCGCUGACACUUUUUCACGAGAUGGUGGAGGAGCGCUUGGCCAACGAGGUCUCCUGCAAUGCGGCCAUUGCGGCCUGUUCUGCAGGCGGUUUGUGGCAAGACGCCUUGCAGCUCCUGACGCGCAUGGCUGCUGCCAACCACCAGCCGCCGCCCGCCACGUAUAAUGCGGUUGCGAAUGCCUGCGGCAGGGCUGGCGAGCUGGGGUAUGCCCUGGACCUUGCCAGUGGCGAUUGCCUGGGCCUUUUGGCUUUGGCGGCCGCAUUUGGGGGCAGCAGCAGCCGGGAGCAGCUCCGAAGGCUCUUGGGCGCCUUGCAUGCGCCGGAGGCCGCGCUGGUUCCGCGAGACGAAGGCCUGACCAAUGCGCUGGGACCGCCGCUGGCACUCGCAGAGGCUUUGUCCCAAGAAGGGCUUUGGGGCGCCUGGGGCGCUGAAUUCCUCCGGAAGAGGUGUCGGGCCUCCUUCCAGCGCCUGAGCCUUCUCUCCGCGAUUCCUUUGAGGCAAGCACGCGACCCCGUGCUAGAGCAGCAGAACAGCCUAGGUGCUUUCUUCACCCAAAAGGCCUUGCGACACCUCAGGUAUAGCAGCGAUGAAAUGCGCUUCGGCUGGCUGGGAGCUCCGCGUGCACAGUGCCGGAGAGAGCUGCAGAAGCUAGGCCUGCCGAUCUACAGCAACGAGCCUGCUGCGCAGCACUUGCCGGCCUGGGCCUCGUCUCCCUUUACCCGGGGGCAAACCUUUGGCAGCGAGGGCGGUGAGGACGGGGAAGCUGACUCGGCGAUUCUGGCGGUCUACGUGGACCACGACCGGUCUUCCCAUGCGGAGAGACACAUACCGCAGAACCCGGCGCGAGCAUCCGGCCCCAUGGACCCGGCACCGGAGACCUUGGGCCGCGAGCGAGAGGAGAGCGAAGACGGGCUGUUGGACCCAGAGGAUCCAGAGGAUCGCCACGUGGCACGUGAGAGGCGAAGGCAUGAGGAGAUGUUCCGUGAGGAGCAGGCACAGCCGGAGCGUUCCUGGCUCUCGCGGAGCCCGAAGCCCACCUCAGCUUCGCGUCCAAUGAUCUGCAUCUUCACACUGCUGGCAGUGAUCUGCGUCCUGGCGCUGCGCCUUUGGCAGGUGGAGAAAUCUGCCAGUCAGAUCGCUGGACCGGAAAGAGCCGCCCCCGAAGCUGCUUUGAUAGCUCCGGCCGCGCCCAAAGACGGCGCAAGGCCUUUGCCAGACCCGGUGCUGCUGUUGAACGAAACAAAGGAGGAGCCCUGCGUGCCUUCCAUGGAGCAAGCGCGGCAGCCAGUUGCGGUGCGGGGGGCAUAUCGAUACGUGCCCAGCGCCAUGGAACAGGCCUGGACGGACACCAGCCGCGUGGGCCAGAUCUGCUCGCUGGCAGCGCAGCAAACUCAGUUGGCCCAAAGGUGGCUGAACUAUUCCUCGGCGGUGUUCUCACCCAAGGGCCAGGUGAUUCGCCCGCCCACGGAAAAUGAAUCGGAGGUGCUCUCGUACUUCGAAUAUGCCGAUGGCAAGCAUUACAUCGAACCUCUCAUUGGAGUUGCCCGCCAUCCAGUGGCGAUUUGCAAUGGCGAUGGACGCAAGCAUUUGUUCGACAUCAAGUAUUUGAUCACCGAGAACCACUGCGACCAGCCGAGACCAGAGACGAGCCGCGCGAGGUUCUUUGAUCUCGGAUGCACCAACAACGGACAGGAUAAUAUUUUUACGGAUUUCGACUACAGCCAGGGCUCCGGUACAGGGCCCUCCAUCCCGCUGUUCUUUCACAUGUAUCGGGAUCGGUGCAUCGAGUUCGAUGAUAUCUACGGCUGGGAGGCGACAUCCCAGAAGCAGACUUCCUGGUGGUCCCCGGUGCCUGACUACCUGCGAGCGCGCCUGCGUUUCUACAAUGUGCCUGUCGAGGAGAUGCCCUGCGUCAAGUCUGUGCAGGGCUCGUAUGCACCUCGCGGCAGCUUUCUGCAGAUGCUCCUGGCGACUGCAAAGCCGGAGGACUUCGUGGUGCUUAAGGUGGACAUCGAUGGGGGCCCGGAGCUGGAGAUCGUCGAAGCGAUCGCCGAGCGGCCUGAGCUGAGCAUUCUGGUGGACGAGCUCUUCUUCGAGUAUCACUUCUACUUCGACGGCAUUCAGUUUGGCUGGGCGCGCGUCAGCAUGGCUCGGAACGUGGACACGGCCAUCAAUUUGAUGUCUCGGUUAAGACAAGCUGGAGUUCGCUCGCAUUUCUGGAUCUAAUUAACCUGACAGCAAGGUUUCGCGGAAGUGACUUGUGGCUGCCCGUCUUCUGACUGCGAUGAAUCCCAGGUCAUUUGCAUAUUGUUGGUACACUGACCCAUGGGACUACUGCCAAACAUGGAUUGUUGUCUACUCUUGGUGGCUCCCAGC